Messenger RNA from Eriocheir sinensis (Chinese mitten crab), 1132 nucleotides. RefSeq lists its product as uncharacterized. The transcript is spliced from 7 exons. The record is from RefSeq and is a predicted model, not a curated record. Gene Ontology annotation, molecular function: serine hydrolase activity. NCBI's taxonomy places the organism in Eukaryota, Metazoa, Arthropoda, Malacostraca, Decapoda, Varunidae. The coding region runs from base 123 to 1001 and encodes 292 amino acids.
CAACCCUCAUCCUCUCAGUGUGCCGCCCACCUCGUGCAGGGAAGGAGGUCGGGAAUAUACUCUUUCUGCCUUAGCCGGUGUAGCAGUGAGGCCUCCAGUUAAAUAUAUCAACCCCGAAGACCAUGGCCGCUAGUAACACAGUCUCGACCCUGAGGAGAAGUGCCCCCAGUGUGGUGGAGUGCUUCAAGAAUGCCAAGUUGUACCGGCGGGAGGUGCCAGCGCAGGGCAGCCCCCCCGGCGAGAUAGUGACACUCUUCACGUGGCUGGGUGCCAAGCAGAAGCACGCCCACAAGUACGCCAAGUGCUGGACACGCCGCGGCCACGAUGUGCUCUACGUCACCACCUCCGUCAGGGACCUCCUCGCUCCCAGGACCGGCGCGGAGGUCACAGCGAAUCGUGUGCUGGACUUCCUGGACAAGCGGGACUCCAAGGUCAUCGUGCAUGGGCUCAGCGUGGGUGGCUACCUCACCAUGCGUGUCCUGAUGGGGGCACAGGACUCACAGGUCAAAAUUAGCCACCAGAUAUUCGACAGCUUCACAAAUUGUUCUGGCAUGGAGGCCGGGGUGGAGAACGCAGUGAGUCCCAGGUACCGAGGGCUGGCCAAGUCUUUAGUCAAGUUGUAUGUGAAGCACGGGGACCUCUCGAGUAUUUACGAAGCACAGAAGUUUGCCCUCACCUCGCCCUGCAGAGCCCCAGCAAUGUUCCUACACAGUUUUAGCGAUGAGGUGUCUCCAUUCUCCGAGCUGGAGCCCAUCCUGAGGGCCCAGCAGCGCACCGCCCCCACCACCGCCUUCUUCAUCCCCACGGAGCUCAGGAUCCCUCACGUCUCCCUCCUUAAGUACCUUGGCGAAGACAGAUACAUGGGAUACAUUGACAAGUUCAUCGAUGACAACAGAGGAGCAGUGGUGCAUCCCGACAAAGACUACUCGUCCGUCGCCACCGUGGAGUACAUCACCGAGAUCCCCGAGCUGUGCCCCGACAGGAUCCUCGUCCCCCAAUAGGAGUGUGUGUCUGUCUGUUGAACGUGCAGCAGAGUCUCCCCGCUGCUGCUGCUCCCACACAUUUUUAGUUUUAGAUUUAUGUUGUCCUGAAUUGUACUGCAAAGAUUCUACAUUAAAGUAUUGUAACUCUG